This is a messenger RNA of Podarcis lilfordi (Lilford's wall lizard), 1320 nucleotides long. NCBI's taxonomy places the organism in Eukaryota, Metazoa, Chordata, Lepidosauria, Squamata, Lacertidae. The record is from the annotation of a GenBank genome assembly.
AUGCUUCCCAACAAAUGCAUCAUGCCUGCUUCCUCCAUCCUCCUUAUGUUCCCCAUUCUUACCGCAACAUUCACUGCCAUGAACACGCAUGUUUCAUGCCCAGGAAUACAAACUGAACACCAAUACCUUGAUUUCGGAAUUGUGGACAUGGUAAAAAGAGGAACCUUAGACCGCCUCGGAGACUUUGACUUCUGCAUACCAGAGACCCGUGUCCUCCUCCGCCAUUCCAUACUGCCUACCAUGACCACACACCAGACUUGGGAACUAUUUAUCCGCUCUUCAAAUUACACCCUACUCGGCAAGCUUAUACUCAGCAGAGAUGGUCCCUGGAACCGAGCCCGCUGUAUAAAUGGUUCCUAUACACUAUUCUCUGACGGUGUACCCCAGCAACCACUGAACUGGACAAAUUUAGACAAUGGUGGUGGCGAAUCAGUUUACACUGACCAUAAUCACCCAACCAACCGUAUUAUCCACGGGUUUUACUGCCAGAGAGUGGACACCAUACCCCGCCCAACCACCCUCCAAGGAGUUUGCCUCCGAAGGUACUGCUGUGUGUGGGACAUCGGCCUUGCUUCUACUUGGGACGGCAGAGCAUACCUUGAGGGCUGGUAUCACUCCACCACACCACCAACGCAGUGGGACACCUCCGGGCCUCAAAGAUGUGGGGGUGUAGCUACAAACCUCACCUACCUACGUCGAAAAGACCCUCUCCACCCCGCAGGUACAGCACCUCGACAAAGGGGGGAACUGUCUAUAUCUCAAACCCCAACCAAUAACGACCUAUUGUCCACCUGGCAUUCCAACACCUAUGUGAGACUAGUCUCUGAAAUCGCAAAGCAAACUACCACUGACGACUGCUGGAUCUGUGCCAACGCUCCUGCCCACCUCCACAGCGGUAUACCAUUCCUUGGAGUACCCCUCACCUUACAACAACAUCUCUCUGCCGAUGUACUGUCCUGGAACCUGACUGCUGUAAAUUUAACUCACCAGUACAUCUACCUCACUGGACCCACGAAAGGUGACCUCUGCCGGAAGUUUAGCGGCAACGACAGGAUGAUUGGAGAAAGUACUUGUAAGUACAUCAUUGAUAUCCCCCUAAUCGGUAGAAUCACUGUGUGGCGACAGGGCACCCCCUCCACCCAUCCAGAUCUGUUGUCAGCCUGGAAACAAGUCAUGGAUUUGCCUGAUACUUGGGACCCCUCCCCCAUUUCCCAAUGUUUUUUUCGUACCUUUCUCACGGGCCGUAUAGACUCCUGCCUACAGGGACUGUUUUGGGUGUGUGGUCACCGCGGCUAUGUAUGGGCUAGUCCCCACUCUUGA